Messenger RNA from Suricata suricatta (meerkat), 2565 nucleotides. RefSeq names its product leucine rich repeat containing 4B (gene LRRC4B). Gene Ontology annotation, biological process: positive regulation of synapse assembly; regulation of presynapse assembly; regulation of postsynaptic density assembly. The record is from RefSeq and is a predicted model, not a curated record. Gene Ontology annotation, cellular component: plasma membrane; postsynaptic density membrane; glutamatergic synapse. Bases 324 to 1922 code for a protein of 532 amino acids. NCBI's taxonomy places the organism in Eukaryota, Metazoa, Chordata, Mammalia, Carnivora, Herpestidae. Gene Ontology annotation, molecular function: signaling receptor binding. The transcript has 5 exons.
GGCACAGCUUGGCUCUGCACUGCCGUGUGACUAGAAAUUGUAAUCGCGGAGAAAGAGAGAGACAGACAGAGCCUGGCCGAGAGAGACCGAGACAGACGGACAGACAGACAGAGAAUCUGACCCAGACGGGCUCCCCAACCUGUGGAGAGGGUGAUGGGGACUGAGCAAGACACCACCUCGAAGGAAGCCCUGGAGAACUGGGGAGGCAGAGCCCCCCGCCGGCUGGAGGCAUGUGGAGGGGGGGGCCUGGGGCCCAGGGAGAGGCCCAGCGGAAGCGGAGCCACCGGGCCCCCCGGCGCCCACGCGGAGCAUGAGCAUUGAGGAUGGCGUGCGCCCGCAGCUCCCCGUGCCCCCCACUGCCGCCCGGUAGGAUGUCCUGGCCCCAUGGGGCCCUGCUCUUCCUCUGGCUCUUCUCCCCACCCCUGGGGGCCGGCGGGGGCGGCGUGGCCAUGACCCUGGCCGCCGGAGGGGGCUCCCCGCCGGCCACCUCCUGCCCCGCGGCCUGCUCCUGCAGCAACCAGGCCAGCCGGGUGAUCUGCACGCGGAGAGAGCUGGCCGAGGUCCCCGCCAGCAUCCCUGUCAACACGCGGUACCUGAACCUGCAGGAGAACGGUAUCCAGGUGAUCCGGACAGACACGUUCAAGCACCUGCGGCACCUGGAGAUCCUGCAGCUGAGCAAGAACCUGGUGCGCAAGAUCGAAGUGGGCGCCUUCAACGGGCUGCCCAGCCUCAACACCCUGGAGCUGUUCGACAACCGGCUGACCACGGUGCCCACGCAGGCCUUCGAGUACCUGUCCAAGCUGCGUGAGCUCUGGCUGCGCAACAACCCCAUCGAGAGCAUCCCCUCGUACGCCUUCAACCGCGUGCCCUCCCUGCGCCGCCUCGACCUGGGCGAGCUCAAGCGGCUGGAGUACAUCUCGGAGGCGGCCUUCGAGGGCCUGGUCAACCUGCGCUACCUCAACCUGGGCAUGUGCAACCUCAAGGACAUCCCCAACCUGACGGCCCUGGUGCGCCUGGAGGAGCUCGAGCUGUCCGGCAACCGGCUGGACCUGAUCCGCCCGGGCUCCUUCCAGGGCCUCACGAGCCUGCGCAAGCUGUGGCUCAUGCACGCCCAGGUGGCCACCAUCGAGCGCAACGCCUUCGACGACCUCAAGUCGCUGGAGGAGCUCAACCUGUCCCACAACAACCUGAUGUCGCUGCCCCACGACCUCUUCACGCCCCUGCACCGCCUGGAGCGCGUCCACCUCAACCAUAACCCGUGGCACUGCAACUGCGACGUGCUGUGGCUGAGCUGGUGGCUCAAGGAGACAGUGCCCAGUAACACGACGUGCUGCGCCCGCUGCCACGCGCCCGCCGGCCUCAAGGGGCGCUACAUCGGCGAGCUGGACCAGUCGCACUUCACCUGCUACGCGCCGGUCAUCGUGGAGCCGCCCACGGACCUCAAUGUCACUGAGGGCAUGGCCGCCGAGCUCAAGUGUCGCACGGGCACCUCCAUGACAUCCGUCAACUGGCUGACGCCCAACGGCACCCUCAUGACGCACGGCUCUUACCGCGUGCGCAUCUCCGUCUUGCACGACGGCACGCUCAACUUCACCAACGUCACUGUGCAGGACACGGGCCAGUACACGUGCAUGGUGACGAACUCGGCCGGCAACACCACGGCCUCCGCCACGCUCAACGUCUCGGCCGUGGACCCCGUGGCAGCCGGCGGCGGCGGCGGCGGGGGCCACCUGGCCCUGCCCGCCCUGGAGCGCGACCACCUGAACCACCACCACUACGUGACGGCAGCCUUCAAGGCGCACUAUGGCAGCAGCCCCAGCGGCGGGGGCUGCGGCCAGGGCCCCCCGGGGCUCAACUCCAUCCACGAACCUCUGCUCUUCAAGAGUGGCUCCAAGGAGAAUGUGCAAGAGACGCAGAUCUGAAGCCGCCCGGCGGGGGGCCCCCCCGGGCCGGACUGGGCCCCUCCCCGUGGCCCUGGCCCCACCGCCGCCGCCCUAGGACCCGAGCAGGGAAGGUCGGGGAAGGAGGGUUCGAAGCCCCGCCCGCGCGUGGACCCCAGGGCGGCUCACCCCAGCGAGGACAGGGUGGGCUCCCGUCCGGAUCCUCCGCGGUUCUGGCCUGCCCCUCCCCCCCAUCCCGGGCGAAGGGAGGGGCUGCAGGAUUAGGGGGAAGUGGCUGGAACCCUCCGCUUUUCCGCCUCGCUCUCUCUACCAACCCUUCCGGGCCCUCCGCCUUCCUGGGGAGAGAGGAGCUUUCUGGGGGGGCGUCCUUUCCCCUCAUCCCCAACAACCCUCCUUUGACGGUUCAUUUUUUUGCAGUUUGACGCCUGUCCCUGCCCUCCCGCCCCUCCGCCCCCCCCUCCGCCCCCCAAACUGAAGAGACAGACGCGCGGUCAGAGCCUCCAGACACCCGGCCCUGCCCCCCACCUUCGCCCCCUGCCCUCACCUGCCCCACAGACUCUUUUGAUACUGAAGGGAGGUUUGCGUCAAUGACUACCUGCUCUGUAAUUACUUUAAAAAAAAACACGGAAAAAGUAAAAAAAAAAAUUUUUUUUUGGUCAUGAAA